Messenger RNA from Taeniopygia guttata (zebra finch), 6292 nucleotides. NCBI's taxonomy places the organism in Eukaryota, Metazoa, Chordata, Aves, Passeriformes, Estrildidae. The record is from RefSeq and is a predicted model, not a curated record.
AGACAGUGUAAUGUUGAUGGUAAUCAUUAUGCUUCUUUACAGAGAAGAUGAAGAACUUUCUGCUAGCAGCUAUCUUUUUACUUGUCAGAGGUCCCUGCCGCUGCACAGACUGGGACUCUCCGUUCUGCCGGCAGCUGCCAGAUUGGGACAAUGAAUUGGUGUGUUACAAAGAAUUAAGUGAGGAUCUAACUUGUACCUGGCUGCCAGUACCUAGUGCUGCAAAUACAGUUAAUUAUACUGUAUACUUAAAAUGGAACCAAAUACGUAAACCUUUCCAGCGAAACACAUCGUCACCUUCCAUCACAAUAGAACGAAAGAAUCUCUACAUUGAGAGAUUUGCAACCAUUUGGAUAGCAGUGAAUUAUGCCCAUCACACCUGCGCAAAAGGAAAGAACAUCUCAGUUUUACCAAGCAAAGCAGGAAAGUGCUUGUCACCAUCUAACAUAAAUGCUUAUCAGAUGAAAAACCAAUUGAUAAUAAAGUGGGACCUGCCCACAGCUCAUACACCGUAUGAGCUGAGAUACAGAGAGGCACUCACAGAAUCUACUCCAUGGACACUGGUGGCUGUAGGAAGCGAUGUUGUCAAUGUCACCAUUUCAAAUUUAAAUGCUAUGUCUUCAUACAUUGUCCAGCUCAGAUGCAUAAAGGAUGGUCUCAACUGUGUUUGCAUCUGGAGCAAAGAGGAUUUUGGUCCCUCACAACUCAUGAACAAGCCAAGAAUAUAUAACGUAAUCACACAAGUCUCUCCAGGAAGAAGAAGUGUCCUUCUGAAGUGGGAAGUAGCACAAAGUGAGAAUGUCCUUGGAUAUUUUGUUAAUGUGGAAAGAAUACCCAACAGUUGCAGCCACCUACCAAAUCAUAUUUCUCUCAAAGACAGAAAAAUUCUUUUUAAUCUCUCCAUGGCUGACUAUAGAGUUAAUAUUUCUGCCUAUAAUGAAGCAGGAGAAUCUCCACAAGCUAUCUACAUUGUCCCAGAAUUCUCUGUAACAGACUUGCCUGGUCAAAUCCAUGUCAAAAGCCAGGGAAGAAAUGCAAUUGUCACGUGGACUCCAGAAUACAAUCCAAAAUGUUUUGUGGUUGACUGGGGCACCAGUAAAGAGAAUAUGAAAAUGAAAAUAAUAACCAUGGCUACCGGAAAUUUUACAUUAGAUAAUUUUCAGCCAUAUAAGUUGUACAAAAUAAUGGUACAUGCAUCUGAUGUGUGUCAGUGUGAAAGUUUCAUAAGACAUGAAAAGACUUUUGGAGUGACCCACUUUUACUCCGUUGAAGGAGUCCCGAGGACUGGUCCAACUAAUGUGACAAUUCUGAAUAUCACAAAGCAUUCUGCACUUGUGAAGUGGACUGAAAUAGCUGCAGAAGACCGUUUGGGCUUUCUCCAGGGAUACAGGAUCAGUUACACAGAUUCAUCAAGGAAAAAGUCUCCAGCUGUUACUCUCAAUGCUUCUGUCACAAGUUACCAUCUUACUGGACUGAAGGAAAAGACCACCUAUCGUGUGCAGAUUUCAGGAUUCACUAAUGCUGGAGAAGGACCUCUGACUCUUUCACAGCCUUUCAGCACUCCAAAAUAUGAUAAAGGAGAACUUGAAGGUUUUGUGAUUGGUCUUUGUUUCAGCAUGAUACUCAUUCUGGUUUUUGCACCUCUCACUUGUUCUCUGGUGAUUAAAAGGCUGAAAACAUCAUACUGGCACAGUGUACCCACCCCAGGAAACAGCACUGCACUCCAAGAUAUGACUAAUUGGAAACCUCUUUCAAGGUCACUGCUUCAGGCCCUGUCAGACAAUGAUACCACCAGCCUUUUUGUCAUAGAGCAUGAGUCAAAGGUUUCUCUGACGCUUGACCUCUCCACAGAGGUUGGAGAAGACAAGCAUAACACCUGCCAGUCAGAAAAACCUAGCAAUAACAUAGAUGUGAGCCUGAGGCAUGAAGAAAUCCCUGCAGAAGCAGUUACAAGUGAAGAAGACGCCAUUCCCACGGAAGUAGCAUUCUUGAGUGACUAUGCCAGCAUGGAGUUUAGUCAGAAAGCCCUGAUGAGUCUGGCAGUGAGCACACCUGAAAGAGCUGCUCAUCCUCAUCUGAAAAUGGAACUAAGCAGUAAGCCAGCAAAAACUGUGCAGAAGGUUUUGUUUGCUUCCCAGGACUACCUCAAACAAAGCCAGGUGGUACGUCUGCCAUCUGGACCAAAUUUCAUGGGACAAGUCAAUUAAACCUGAAGCAUCUUCUUUAUUUUCCUUACCAUAAAAUGAAGUUCCAAAUCUUUUUCUUCUGUGGAGUCACUAGGACUUUAUGGGACAGGGAGCUUGUGACAAUAGUUAUUUCCACUACAGUAAGUUUCCUGGGAAAAAUAGAUAGAUUGUAUUAUUAGAUUAGCUGUUUCACCACAGCCAUCCAGUGGAAAGUCCCACCAUCUUCACACAGGCAAAACUUUUAGGAACUUACAUUUAAAAAUAUUUCAGUAAAGUACCUCUUGCUUGGUAUUUUGUUCCAGGGCAUUCAGGAGCCAUUCAAGGCUUCCACUCUAAGCACAAUGUCAUUGUAGAUAUCAGGAAACUUCUCCACUCACUAUGACUAACUUCAGAUCCGAUUUUCAGAUCAAGUAAGUUCUUCACCAAAAAAACUUCCAGCAAAAGUAUCUACCACUUCAAAGAAGAUCUCCAGUUGGUCAAAGCUGGUCACAGAAAUUAGUGAAAAUCUCUCAGACUAGGAAUCCAAAGUUUGCUUAUUGAUCUAUGUAAAACACCAUUAGCGCUUUUCAUUCUAGAACUUUACAACUUUAAUAAUUUAAUCAGAUAAAUAGUGCUGUGUAAGUGAAGAUGAUAAUAAGUUUCAUUAAGAAUAUUGAAGAUGUUACUUGUAUUAAAUUAAGGCUAUUUCCUCCUACAACUAUCUACACAUUAAGAAAAACCCAUCCAUCAUUUGUGAUGAGGUGUAGUUGCAGAUAUGUUUUUACACUGCAAUGACAAUAACUGUUAAACUGGAAUAGAGGGGAUAAAAGAAUCUUCCUCAAUAUGCUUUCUAUGCAACUCCAUCAUGUAUCUCCACAAUGCAAGGAGUCAAUUUUCAGGCUUAUGAGAAUUUCUCAGUCAUGAACUCUCCAAGCAUUAAUGGUCUGCACUUAUUGUAGAAGACACAGUUUAUUGUUGUUGUCUCGAGUUUAAGGAGCACUUUGUAAAAAUUUCUUUGUGGAGAAAGAAAUUGAUAACUGUAUCGUAAGCACCAGAGAAUCCAUAGAUGGAUAUUUAAAAAAAAAAUCUCAUUAAAAGUGAAGAAUGAUUGGCAUUCACACAAAUAUUUCCACUCAUACUAGGCAGUAUGAAUUAUACAAUAGCCAUGCUUCAAAAACUCAGAGAAAUUCCACACCUCCACUUCAUUGAUUUAGUGAGAAUCCAUAACAAAACAUAGCUUAUUAAUUUUCCUCAUUUAUAUUCACUCUCUCUUUAGCUACAUCUCUCUAUAUCUGUUAAGACUGCAAGGAACUAACCUGUAUUUCACUGUAGGUUGUGCACUGUAUUUUUGCUUAGCACCUAAAUUUCAUUGUUCUCCCACAAAGCAAAGUGCACUCGUAUCUGUUAAAUUAAAAUUGAAACAAAGGGGUAAGAGAAGCACUCCCUAGAGAUCACACAAUUUUGGACAGUCUUUUAAAUAUCUUUAUUUUUUUGAACUUUAAUAUGUGAUUUUACCUGAUUUGAAUUUAAGAGAAUGCAAAUGAUCCUGCAAUUAGUGAAGCUAUUUUUACUUGUAAUAUCAAGUUGAGGUAUUGAAAUGCUGUCACAGACAAUGAAGUUCUGAUAUAUAAUCUUUAUAAAGUAGUCAUAAUUUGUUCCUCUCCAGAAUAUAAGGAUUAUCCAUGAUCGUUACUUACAGUAUUUCUUUCAUUUCUGGUCAAAGAAACUUAUUUUCUUGGUGCAUACCUUCAAUAGCUUUAUUCAUCCCCGUAAAUACCAAAUUCUUCUUUUCUUACUCUGCAUCUAACAAACCAAUACUUAUUUUUCUGUUAUGGAUAAAAUAUAUAUAUAGUAAGUUGAACCAAAUCAAAGGCUUGCAAGUAUUUUCAGUAUAUGAAACAGUCUUGAUAUAUGAAACUCAACAGACAGCUUGAGCUUUUAACCUGGUGAUUAUCAGCUGCACUCUACUAGCCAUUGUCUGACAUCUUGCUAUAGAAAAUUCAUAUAGCAGGAGAGUUGUACUAGAAGCAUCCAUGGAUAUUAAAUAGAAGGUAUAGAUGUAUUCUAUUUUCAGUUAUAAAGUUCACAAUGUAUGUAAUUCUUAGUUGAUCUCAUUAGAGCAAAUUUACACAAUGGCCAUAAACAGUACUUUUGGGAGAAUAAGAGAUACAUGAAAAAUCCUGGUGUGGAGAUUAGGAAUAAAUUCAAAACUCAUCCCAUCAUGAUGUAUGCUUUGAGAGCAAGGAAAGAACCUUUUAUGUGGACAGAAAUAGAAAAAUAUGUUUGCUAAAUAGUUUCAUGCAGCCAAAAAGGGGGUUUAGUUGGAAUUAAUGUACUUACUCUGGGACACAGGAUUAGGAGACAUACUAGGCUCAGGUCUUCAGGUUAGGAAAAAAUAGAUGUCUGUGGUAUGUCUUUUGGUUGACUGUCCUGUGGUGAUUUUUAGUUCAGUUAGAAGAGUCCUACAACAAUAAUCUCAUUGUACUCCCUGACCUCUUCAGGCAGUUUAAAAAGCUGUGUGCAUAUACUGGUGUAUAGUGACUGCAGAAACCUUCUUACACAAAUAAACAUGUAAGAUAGUUUAUUCCAUGUGAGUUUAUUCCAUGUGCUAUAGUACUGUUCAAGUGGUUAAUGUAGUGUUCUUAGCAUCAAUAUUCUUAGCUUUAAUAUAUGUUGUGUUGAGUGAAAUUGUAGAUAUGAAGGCUCAGGACCACAAAAGACAAUUAAAUUUUUGCUGUUUUUUUACUGUCAGCAUAGCUCUGGAUGAUCACUGUCAGCAUUAGUGAGAAUUUAGACAUGAUAAAAGCUUAGACAACUGCAGACCUGGAAGCACAUCAUCAUCGUGAUUUAUAGCAUGGGAUAUCAUACUGCAAGGCUGCAGUACUUUAGCAUUCCGUAUUUACAAAGAAAGGAAAGUAAUACUCCGUCUCUAAUACAGCACAAAGCUAGGUUAGUACACAUGCAUUUUUCUGGUAUCCAGAGUAGAUGUUUUUUUCUUGCAUGGACAUGAGGACUUUUUAUUAUUUUUGAUUUUUUAUUUUAUUUUUAAUUUAGUGCUUAAAGUCAGACUACAGUGCAGUAGUUAAUUCUCUGAGAAUUAACACUGUGUCAGAGAGAAAACAAACAAGUACUCACUCUGGAAGAGGAGAUUGCAGCAACCACAAUAUUGUAGAGUUUUAUUCUGUAUUAGUUAACAAGUGAAUAAUAAUAUCUACAAAUUCCCUCAGAAUCUAAGCCUUUAAUCUUAGACCCUUAACCCUUAGGGCCGCUUUUAUGGCACAGUAGUAUCUGCACUUGAGCAGAGCUGUCUGGAAAGCAAAGAACACAGGGGUGUCCUGCCAAGUCAACUACAAUUAUUGCUACAAAAAUUGUCAAAUAAUGAAGCACUUCAUGAAAGACCUCUGGUUACAGAAGGUACUCUUGACUUGGUGUCACAGGCUCUUGGCAUGCCUGUUUCUCUCUCUCAAUGGCCCUGUGUGUCUGCUGCCUGAAUGAGGUUAAAUGUCUUCUAGUACAAUGUCGAUGGAAUUUGUAUGAAGCUGGGUAAUAAAACUUGUGACAGCUUACACCACUCACUUCUGAGCACUGUUUGUAGAAGACUGCUAAGACAAAUCACUCCAUGCCAGUGGUGUUGGGAUGGGAAUAAUCUUAUCUUCAUACCUAUUUCAAUUCUACAGAAGCACCAGCUUGAUAAUAAAACUGAAAACAACCUGCUGUGCUAGAAAUGGUCAUUCCCAUUACCCAUCCUCAGAGACCCCUCCAGUGCUUCACCGAAUCAUGGGAUCACUGAGGUUGGAAAAGACCUUUAGGAUUGAGUACAAGUGCAAACCUAACACUGCCAAGCCUACCACUAAACCAUGUCCUUAAGUGCCUCCUGGGAUGGUGACUUAACCAGUUCCCUGGCUAGUGUGUUCCAAGGCUUGGCCACUCUUCCUGUGAAGAAAUGUUUCCAGCUAUUCAAUCUAAACCUCUCCUGGUGCAACUUGGGGCCAUAUCCUCUCAUCCUGUCACUUGUUACCUGCGAUUAUAUACUGACCCUCAUCUCACUGCAACAUCCUUUCAGGCAGGUGUAGAGAGUGAUAAGAUCCCUUCCCUGAGCCUCCUUCUCUCCAGCCUAAACAUCCCUAGCU